AUGCCGAUGCCACACCAAGCUGAUGCCAUCGUGUUUGGCCACCAACCCACCAUGGCCCCGGUGCAGUCCGAGGUGGCACAAGAGCUGCCACCCGAAGUGGACCUCAACGACAGGCAUUCCUUGGUCGGCUUCCUCCUGGAUCCUGGCAAUGACAUUCGACUCAUAACUGGCCUGUACCUUCAACAACUGCACCGAGAGGGCCGCAUCUGGCCAAGGCGGCAAGAAGUGGAAGAGCAUGGCUUCGUGACGGAGAGGGAGCUGCAUAACUUCCGAGAAAGAGAGACUCUACGAUCCCUCGAUUUUUGCAACGAGAAUGAGCAGCCCAGGAUCAUCGCUGUGUCACACGUUUGGGAGACAAGGGAACAUCCCGAUCCACUUGGCCGCCAGCUGCAAGCGCUUGUGGAGUGUCGGAAGUGGCCAGCCCGGUUGUCAUGGUAUUUUAUUGACUACAUGUCCCUGCACCAGUUCUACAGAGGAGAUCAAGACAGUCCUGCGCAAAAAAGCUUCAGCCGGGUCAUGAAUCAGAUGCACGUCUUCUACUCACAUGAAGACACCUAUACAUACCAGCUCACGCGCGUCACCGAAGCGCAGGCGAUCAGAGAGUCUGCCAAGGAGGUUCCGAUCUUUCAUUGGCCGCAUUUCCCGGCCCCUCCUCUGGGGAAGCUCGCGGUGGUGCCGUGCAGGAUGCUUACGACAAACGAAACGCCGUACUCCGCGCGCGGAUGGUGCUGUGCGGAAGCUCUUUGGUCCGCCAUGAGAUCUGACGGAAGCCACAUGGUUUGCAUCGACGAUCACGUCAUCGACCAGCAUGGAAAGGCUCCAAUGGCGCCAGAAGACUUCUGUCAACGAGUGGCAGAGGGCAACCUGCGAUUUACCCACAGGAAUGAUCAGGAGGCGGUGGUGGAGCUGCAGAAGAGCGUCUUCCACUUGAAGGCUCAGUCGAUGACGUCUUUGACGUUGGAGCUCCUGCCUCAGAGUGAGGUGCGCAUCCUCUGCAAUUCCCUCGGGUAUUUCCGGGAGUUGAAGACUUUGACUCUGCACCGGAGCCACAUCAUCCCAGGGUUCUUCAAGGCCUUGGCCGAUGCCGUACCUCAACUCCACGUCUUGCACGCCUCGUCAAACGAUCUCUCGCACGCCGAUGGCUUGGACUACGCCAUUGGACGGCUUGACAGCCUUAAAGAGCUGAAUUUGAGCAAGAACUGCUUGGGGGACGACGCCAUGCAGUCCCUGGCGAAAGGUAUUGCGCCGAAGUGCAAGCUUGAAACUUUGCGCCUCGCGAGCAACCAGGUCCGAAAUGCAGGCGCUGAGGCGCUUGCACAAGCACUUCGAAAAAACACAUCCAUCCAGCUCCUUGACCUGAGCAACAACCUCAUCGAAGAUGAUGGUGCCGCUGCCCUGGCCGAGGCGAUGCAGGAGAACCGACACAUUUGGAAGUUAAUCCUGAGCUCGAAUAGGCUGACCGGCGCGGGUGUGAGGGCUUGGGCAGAAGUGCUGCCCGGCUGCCAUCUGACUUCGCUGGAGCUUUUUCGCGGCCAUGACAUCGACAAGGCCGACAAAAACAUUUUGGCCAAGCGGAUGAGAGUGAUGAUCUUGGGCAGAGGAUGGUCACCUCAACUGGACCUGGUGAGAUUCCCUCUCCCCGGUCACCGCUUUGGUGCUUUCGGCCAAGACUGCUACUUGCUCCACUACGGCGCCGCUUUGCAUCUGGCCAUGGUGUUCUUCUUGGCCGCAGCCACAGCCAUCACAAGUGAGCGAAGAGGGUCGACCAUUUUGCUGCUCGUCCUGGUUGUUUCGUGGGUGUUCUGGAUGCUUUCCACAAUGUGGGGUCUGCUCGGCACGCUGCUGAUCCAAAAAGAGCCCUUCCACGACCGAAACCUGAAUAUCUGGCUGCUUCAGUCUAACCUUGCCCUCCUGGCAUUUUUCCUGGUACUUGGGGUCUGGGUUGCCAGCAUGAACACUUUGAAAGAAGAAGGCGCAAGCGUAGGCAUGCACUGGGUUCUGCCUUCUCUUGGCGUGGUCUCAUUCGUGUUCUCUCUCAGCCUCUUCCGACGAAAUGACUUGAGACGCAUUUGCUGUGUCCUCCGUGCCCGCUGCCUCAAGGCACGAGCCGAAGCAUAG
Messenger RNA from Symbiodinium natans, 2118 nucleotides. NCBI's taxonomy places the organism in Eukaryota, Dinophyceae, Suessiales, Symbiodiniaceae. The record is from the annotation of a GenBank genome assembly.